ACUGGAGAAACAGCAAGGGACAAAGACUCUCUCAUUAAGGACCAAUGGAGCCCAGAUGGAAUUGCAGUCUAAGCAAGGCUCUCCAACAGGCAAGAAGGAUUUGGGGGAGAAGGUCUCGGACAGCACAGUGGAGGUGUCAAUUCACAACAGGCUUCAAACGUACCAGCACAACUCCGCCCUGGGGCCCGAGAGUGGAAUGCAGCCCAGCAUGCGUCUUAACAUGCCACGGGAGCGGCUGGAGACAGCACUGGUGCCCGCGCACCCCGCCUCGGCGGGGACACUUGUACAGUGCCAGCAGAUUGUCAAAGUCAUUGUCUUGGACAAGCCGUGCCUCGCUCGGAUGGAGCCGGCCCUCAACCAGACUCUGACACGCUAUGUCACCUCCGACUCCUGCACCUCCACCCCCUGGCGCGGUAUGGGCAGCGGGCUCCCUGGGACCCCCAUGAAGCUGGUCCAUCAGCCUCCCCUGCCCCCUCCACCGCCUCCCUACAACCACCCCCACCAGUAUUGCCCCCCCAGCUCCCUGCUUCAGAGGCGCAGGUACUCCAGUGGCUCACGUAGCCUCGUGUAGCCACACCACCAGCACCAAAACAGCACAGACUACCCCGCUUCCCCUCCCCACCGCCUCCCAGGGACCCUUUCUGCCUACAGAGAUCUAGUUUGUGAUGUAUUUUUCAGUAAAAGAAGAAAAAAAGAAAAAAAAAAAGCCAACUGACCUAACUCUUACCCUGUCUCCCCUCAAGAUGAUGCUAAUUGUGAGGAGCCAUCUGUAGAACCUGCCAACCUACAUGCUCACACAUCCUCACACCCCGCCGGCCUGGCUGGCCUCUGUGCUUGUGCCGUCCCCAUGUAGCACUUUGCUGCCCUGUUCCUGAGAGGCUUGAUGACCUGCUGCUUUCUAGGCACUGUGUCUUCCGUUUCCUACUCCUCGACUUCCUUUCCUGCCUUGCAUUUACCUGGCCAUAGAUUUGUACCCAUCCUAAAAUUUUGCCAGCCUUGGAGAGAAAUGGACUCACCCGUGCCAAGGACCAACCUUGGGGCACUCCCAGGGAUGGAGUUCUCCCUGCCACCACUGCUGCCGCCUGCAAAGCUGGAGCUGAGAACUUGUACCACUUGCCAUGCUUUCUCCUCAUCACCCUUCAAGUACUAUAUCCUUGCAGCAGCCGGCUCCAAGCGAAGGAGUGCACGAGGGAAAGAGAGUUUGAGAGGAGGAGAGACCGCCCUGAGCUGCAGUACAACACAAAGAUGGCCUCACUGAACACCAAAACUAUUUCUGUUGUUAUGUUGGAUCAUUGUACCAGAGACCUCUGCUGAGACCUAGCAGACCUCACCACAUGUAAAUACACCUGUAUGGUAGCGUAUGUAUGGCGCAUGCUUACUAAAGGAAACACCAAGCAGUUCUGAGGGAGCAGAAGGGAGGGAUUCAGUCCAGGGAUCUUCCUGGAAUGGAUGUGUACUUUUCCAAAGAGCUGGCACCACGAGGUGCCCUCCCACCUCAACACACACACACACACACACACACACACACACAUAUGAUUAUCUUCUCUAAAACAGACCCACCUCUGCUUUCCUCCUUCUAGCUGAUUUUGUGUUUCCUGCCCACCUGCAUUUUUAUAUUCUGAAAGCAAAGCCAAGUGUUACAUUCACCUUCUGGGGUGGAUGUUCUUCCCUUCACUUGGGCUCUUCCACCUGUGUUAGAGGGAAGGGGCUUUUUGCAGACCACUCAUGUGAGGUUCUAUCUGUAUCUCUUGCCUGGCUGUACUCUUGCAUCCAUCAGCCCUUCCUAUAGGAAAGCUGCCCAGAUACCAAACUCCAAGGCCUCUUCUCUUCUCUCCCUCUCUGUCCCAGCUUCAAAGUGAGGGGAGGGGCAGAUCUCGAGAUAGAGAUGACAGCUCAGCUCCUCUGCUUUAUCAGGGACAUUGAUGUGAAGGAAGACGGCAUUAAAAAUGGGCUAUGGAUGUAUUUUUAGAAAAAAAAAAUCUCUUUGAGCAGUAGGGAGGGGAAGGUAUUAAUUAGCUUAAAGGCUUUGCUCUCGCUCACUCAUUCUAUCUCCCUUCGAGGCUUAAGAAGAUCAACUUUAGGAUUUUAAAAUAGGACAGAAUGCCUUUUAGGGUCUUUAUUUUUAUUUUAUUUUAUGAAGGAAAGACAGAAAUGCUCUUCCUUCCCAUGCAAGGCUGAGACAUGAGCACUGGGUGCUGAUGAUGCAACAGUUGGGUGAGGAAUAGCAGGAGUUGUCAGCAGUGGUGGGGAUGUGCAAAGUAUCAGGGAAAGAGGGACGGCGAAGGCAGAUGCAGGAAAUUCUUUUUUACCUUGUGGGGUAAAAGCCACAUGGAAAUUUCCUUAGGGAUUGUGCCAGAAUGCUCAUAUUUGGGGUUAUUGCCAGUGACAAAAACCACAGUGCAUCAGGGACUGGCUUGGCUCCCCUCGGUGCUCUCUGGAUGCCUGUGUGGUGGUGCUGCCUGUGCUGAAAUGUUCACAUGUGUGACCUGGGCUUAAGCCCAUCUGGGGUUAGGGAAGUGGACAGGGGCUGGAGUGAAGGGUCUCCUGUGCUUGGCCAGCCCUCCAGGGCAGGAGUCUGCUCACUUCCAGAUCCCCUUAUGUCUGAGGCGACUCCUGGACCCAGGUGUGCCAAGAGGUCUAGGUUGUUUGCUUGGCUGUCUGGAGCAGAGCACUAGGCUGCUGCUUUUAUACCCAGUAACAAAUGUACUGACCAGGAGCUGACAAGCAAGCAUCAGGGAGGGCUGCAGAAUCAGAUGACAGAGAAGACUGUAAGAAAACUGAACAGAAGCCAAGUCUCCCUCCAGACCAGAGAAGGUUUCUUCUAGCCAGCCCCUCGGGGCAGUUUGGAUGCUCCACAUUGCAAAGCCAGACACAGGGAGAGGUCCUCACCCCCAGCCAGGGCUCUGCCCCUCACCCUCCAGCCAGCUGUGAGGCACAGCUGGUCUGAUCUGCUGCUUACUCCCUCCAGGGUGACACCCUGACACCUCACUGCAGCCAGGAUCUCAUCGGAGAUGCCUGUAGCUUCCUGAGAAAGAUGUGUGGCUUCUGCCAUUGUCCAGCCAGUGUAAGUCAAUGUGUGGCUGCUGGUUAAUUUUUACUCACUGCUGCAACAGAAACGGUGGCAUCCAGGAGGCAGUGGCACUGCCCUCCCUUCCCAGCAGUUACUUUGCUGUCUGAGAGGAAUGGCAGUACUUGUUCAGUUUUUUUCCCAGAGUGCAGUGAGCCAACGAAGCUCUGUGUGUGUGUUAAAAUAAAUAAAUUAGAUUUUACUUGACAUUUAACACAAAGUGACAACAGCAAAAAACCUUAAGGUACUUGAGGAAAUAAUUUUUUUUAGAUAAAAUAUUUAUAACAAUGUCUGUGAAGUUCCUACAAGAGAUGUUUGCUGCUUUAAUAAUUGAUUGGGAAAGCUACAAGAAUUUAAAGAAGAAAUAAGGAAGCUUCCAUGAGACUCCCUUCUUCAUGCUGGAUGAAGGGUGGAAGCGAGUUAACUGAAGUGCCGAGGUACCUGAGGCACAGUAUUCUCUCAGGGCAAGUUGGCUCCGUUUCCCUGACCUUACAAAGGCUACUGCUGGCCUUAAGCCUUGGAUAGAGAAGCAAAUGGAGAUAACCCUUGCUGUCUUCUAGCCUGCUGGCUACCACAUCUUCUGUUGUGUUUGGCUGGAGAGACACAAAACUACUCUAUUCCGGGUUGUCAUGGAGCAGGUUGAUCUAAAUUCUACUGUGUAGCUGAGCCCUUCGGACUUCACUUCAAAAUACAGAUUUUUUUUUUUUUUCCUUUGGAGGUUGGUCUCGAAGGAUGACAAGCACUUUAAAACAUAUCUGCACCUCAUCUGAUCUAUUGUAUUGUCUGCUCCCACAGCCCUCCCACACGCCAGCGAGACACAGACUCAGUGUAGCUGUACUGCUGUGAGUAGACACCCUUGCACACAGACUGAUGGAGUGCAGGCUGGAAGGAGCGUGUCAGUGACAACCUAAUGAAGGACAAAAUGUGUAACACAGCUCACCCAGAGGGAUCAGCCCGAAGAAAAAUCACCAGCUAUUGACAGCAGUGAUUCUGAUCAUGAACCUAGCACAAUCUUUCAGGUGGAAGGGUCAGGCAGGAAGCUGCUGCAGAGAUUAGCUCAACCCAAAUGAAUGUCUUUUUGCUGCCAAAUUCAUGUCCUUUUAUAUUAAAAAAGGAGACAGGGAGGAGAGAGAAAAGAAAAACCCAGUGAAAGGUACUCUGCAGUGACUGUUGGAUAGUCAGUGGCCAAAUGAGAAGGUGGCUUUGCUGGACAGUAGGAGAGAGCAAGAUGUUACUGAGGUUUGCAGAGCUGUGUUACACAAUCUGUCAGGCUCCGUCCUGAUGCUUUCUCAUGCUGGUGCAGGCCCAGUGAAAAUCAUCUGUUUGCACCAGUAGCAAAGAGAUGGAAAAACGCAACAGGAGAAUCAAGCUUUGCAAACAAUUUGGGUUUAAUGCAGUGUUUGUCGUCUGCUGUGGUACUUUUUUACACCAUAGUCUGGCCCACUGGGGUAGCAACACUUAGUGCUUUCACAAGGCUUUCAAAGCAUCCCACUGUUCAUGUUUUCUCUCUUUCCUGUAGAUAAAAGGCGUGAGUAUGGUCCACAACCAGAAUUUUGUCAAUACUCAUACUUCCUCACAAAAGGUACCACCAGAUUUGGAGGUAUUUGAGGGCCUCUGAGCUGUAAGGGUUUGAGUUUUGUUACGUUUUUCAGGAGGCUCAACCUGCAACUAUCUGCACGUGUUUGUGAGGUUUCCAAAACAAAUCUGAGCCCCAAAUCAAGGAUGCUGCUGCUUGGCAGAGUCUCUGCUUUGAAAUGCAAGUUGCUGAGCAAGCUCCCCCAUCUCCCACUCCACCAGCUGCCUCACUGUGCUAGUGCAGGCUCCAGGGAUUGCCGGCAGUGUUUUGUGAGCUAGAGCUGUCCUUGUUCUGCCCUCUCUUUUGCAGCCAUGCCUUGGACAGCAGCUUUGAAGUCACCCAGCUCUUCCAACACUAGUCACCGCCCCAUCUGAAUGUGUCUUUUUAAAAUCUAACAACAGAAGUGUUACCUGUGCGUAGGCUUUUGAAAGCACCUGUCUGUCUGUACCUGUCUCCUGCUGUAAAUACCACCAAGAAAAGCUUCCUUUGGGAAAAGUGGUGUGGUCACACCUAGCAAAGAGUCCAAAUGGCUAACAUUUUGUAACAAAACAACAAAAAUAGAUCAGAGGUAUUUUAUCUGUUCAACUAAUAGAGUUUUAGAAAUUAUAUUGAGAUAUGUCA
Lepidothrix coronata (blue-crowned manakin) is the source of this 5264-nucleotide messenger RNA. Its product is annotated as IQ motif and SEC7 domain-containing protein 3-like. The record is from RefSeq and is a predicted model, not a curated record. The transcript is spliced from 3 exons. Lineage: Eukaryota; Metazoa; Chordata; Aves; Passeriformes; Pipridae. Bases 56 to 571 code for a protein of 171 amino acids.